GCCCGCGCGCGAGCCGAGCCGACGCGAGUCGGAGCCGGAGCCGAGUCCGAGCAGAGCCGGGGCGGAGCCCAGGAGCUUCGCUCGCGGGCAGCUCGUGGGCUGCAGCCAGGCGGGGCGGGCGCCGGCGGGGCGGCCCCCCAGUAAGAUGUGCGCCGCGCCGCGGGGCGCCCCCUACUCGCAGCGGCGCUCGGGAGCCGGGCGGCUGGGCCAGGCGGCGCCUUCGGGGCUGCUGCGCGCCCGCGCCUAGAGCUGCCGCCCCAGGGAGCCCGCCACGGCCGCGCCCCGGGCACGCUCGGCGGCUCCCAACGAUGACCGCUCCCUGGCGGCGCCUCCGGAGUCUGGUUUGGGAAUACUGGGCCGGGCUCCUCGUGUGCGCCUUCUGGAUCCCGGACUCGCGCGGGAUGCCCCACGUCAUCCGGAUCGGAGGAAUCUUCGAGUAUGCGGACGGCCCCAACGCCCAGGUCAUGAACGCCGAGGAACACGCCUUUCGAUUUUCUGCCAACAUCAUCAACAGGAACAGGACUCUGCUGCCCAAUACAACCUUGACCUAUGACAUACAGAGGAUUCACUUCCAUGACAGCUUCGAGGCGACCAAAAAGGCCUGUGACCAGCUGGCGCUGGGCGUGGUGGCGAUCUUCGGGCCAUCACAGGGCUCCUGCACCAACGCCGUCCAGUCCAUCUGCAAUGCCCUGGAAGUGCCCCAUAUCCAGCUGCGUUGGAAGCACCACCCGCUGGACAACAAGGACACCUUCUACGUGAACCUCUACCCCGACUACGCCUCGCUCAGCCAUGCCAUCCUCGACCUGGUCCAGUACCUCAAGUGGCGGUCGGCCACCGUGGUCUAUGAUGACAGUACAGGGCUCAUCCGACUGCAGGAGCUCAUCAUGGCCCCAUCGAGAUACAACAUCCGCCUGAAGAUCCGUCAGCUCCCCGUCGACUCUGACGACUCGCGCCCCUUGCUCAAGGAGAUGAAACGAGGCCGGGAAUUCCGCAUUAUCUUCGACUGCAGCCACACUAUGGCAGCCCAGAUCCUCAAGCAGGCCAUGGCCAUGGGCAUGAUGACUGAGUACUACCACUUCAUCUUCACCACUCUGGAUCUCUAUGCUUUAGACCUGGAGCCCUACCGCUACUCAGGCGUGAACCUGACGGGAUUCCGGAUUCUCAACGUGGACAACCCACACGUCUCAGCCAUUGUGGAGAAGUGGUCCAUGGAGCGGCUGCAGGCAGCUCCCCGGGCUGAGUCUGGCCUGCUGGACGGAGUGAUGAUGACUGAUGCAGCCUUACUGUACGACGCUGUCCACAUCGUGUCCGUGUGCUACCAGCGGGCGCCACAGAUGACUGUGAACUCCCUACAGUGCCAUCGGCACAAGGCCUGGCGCUUUGGCGGCCGCUUCAUGAACUUCAUCAAGGAGGCUCAAUGGGAAGGAUUAACUGGACGAAUUGUUUUCAACAAAACUAGUGGCUUGCGGACAGAUUUUGAUCUGGACAUCAUCAGCCUGAAAGAGGAUGGCCUGGAGAAGGUUGGAGUGUGGAGUCCUGCCGACGGGCUCAACAUCACAGAGGUUGCCAAAGGCCGAGGUCCUAAUGUCACCGACUCUCUGACAAACAGAUCACUCAUUGUCACCACAGUGCUGUUCCCAGGCAAAAACUUUUCCAACAAGUCACCCCAGCUGUGGUGGGUGCUGUGGCCACACCUCGAGAGCCCAGCAGGUGCUGGGAGCUUGUACACAUGCCACAUUCUACGGUGGCCCUUCUGAGAGCUGUCAACCACCGCCACACCCCCUGACUGGAAUCACACCCCAUUUUCUCUCCAUUCCCCAACUGAAUAGCACCGCCUUCUCCUGACCCAUUUCAACCCAAGAAGCAACUCUGGGGGCCUCCUAUGGGCUCUCUACACCUUUGAGCUCACACGUGGGCAGGAGAACAGACCCAGGCUGCUG
Messenger RNA from Piliocolobus tephrosceles (Ugandan red Colobus), 1940 nucleotides. It is a transcript of the gene GRIK3, whose product is annotated as glutamate ionotropic receptor kainate type subunit 3. Bases 309 to 1757 code for a protein of 482 amino acids. The transcript has 10 exons. The record is from RefSeq and is a predicted model, not a curated record. Lineage: Eukaryota; Metazoa; Chordata; Mammalia; Primates; Cercopithecidae.